UGUAUUUAGAAUGGGAUCAGAAGGACAUCAAGACAUUGACUUAGCCAUCCUGACAGCUCUUCUGAAAGGAGCAAAUGCAUCAGCACCAGAUCAGCUGAGCUUAGCCUUGGCAUGGAACAGAGUUGACAUUGCACGGAGUCAGAUCUUUAUUUAUGGACAGCAAUGGCCGGUGGGUUCCUUAGAGCAAUCCAUGCUGGACGCUCUGGUGCUGGACAGAGUGGACUUUGUCAAGCUGCUGAUAGAGAACGGGGUCAGCAUGCAUCGCUUCCUCACCCUCUCCAGACUGGAGGAGCUGUACAACACGAGACACGGUCCAUCAAACACUUUAUACCAUCUAGUCAGAGAUGUCAAAAAGGGGAACCUUCCUCCAGAUUACCGUAUCAGUCUGAUAGACAUUGGCCUUGUGAUCGAGUACUUGAUGGGUGGAGCAUAUCGCUGCAACUACACAAGGAAGAGGUUUAGAACUCUCUAUCACAAUCUCUUUGGGCCCAAGAGGCCAAAAGCUCUAAAACUACUAGGAAUGGAGGAUGACAUGCCUAUGAGAAGAGGCAGGCAGAAGACUACCAGGAAGAGAGAAGAGGAGGUAGACAUUAACUUGGAUGACCCCGAGAUCAACCACUUCCCCUUUCCCUUCCACGAGCUCACAGUGUGGGCUGUGUUGAUGAAGCGGCAAAAGAUGGCCCUAUUCUUCUGGCAGCAUGGUGAGGAGGCCAUGGCCAAGGCCCUGGUGGCAUGCAAGCUGUGCAAAGCCAUGGCGCACGAGGCAUCAGAGAAUGAUAUGGUAGAUGACAUAUCACAGGAGCUGAACUACAAUUCCAGGGAGUUUGGUCAGUUGGCAGUGGAGCUGUUGGACCAGUCCUACAAACAGGAUGAGCAGUUGGCCAUGAAACUGUUAACUUAUGAGCUGAAGAACUGGAGCAAUGCCACCUGUCUCCAGCUGGCUGUGUCAGCCAAGCACAGGGACUUCAUCGCCCACACCUGCAGCCAGAUGCUGCUCACAGAUAUGUGGAUGGGGAGACUGCGCAUGAGGAAAAACUCUGGACUGAAGGUCAUCCUUGGACUGUUGUUGCCACCCUCGAUCCUGAACCUGGAGUUCAAGAACAAGGAUGAAAUGUCAUACGUGCCCCAGGAUCAAGAGGCCUACCUCCAGGAGAAGGAGACAGAGGAGACUGAGAAGCCAGUGAAGGAGAAGGAAGAAGAGGACAUGGAGUUCACAGCAAUGCUGGGAAAAGUAAAUAAGGAAUCUUCCCGAAAAAAAGUUGUAGAGGAUGCCCAGAGCAGGCAAAGGCUAAUACCCUUUGGAAGAAAAAUCUAUGAGUUUUACAAUGCGCCCAUUGUCAAGUUUUGUUUUCAUACU
Messenger RNA from Acipenser ruthenus (sterlet), 1357 nucleotides. RefSeq names its product transient receptor potential cation channel subfamily M member 3-like. The record is from RefSeq and is a predicted model, not a curated record. Lineage: Eukaryota; Metazoa; Chordata; Actinopteri; Acipenseriformes; Acipenseridae. Gene Ontology annotation, biological process: monoatomic cation transmembrane transport. The transcript is spliced from 10 exons. The annotation marks the transcript as partial. Gene Ontology annotation, molecular function: monoatomic cation channel activity.